Messenger RNA from Schistocerca cancellata (South American locust), 696 nucleotides. Its product is annotated as transcription factor SOX-1-like. The transcript has 3 exons. Bases 1 to 696 code for a protein of 231 amino acids. Gene Ontology annotation, molecular function: RNA polymerase II cis-regulatory region sequence-specific DNA binding; DNA-binding transcription factor activity, RNA polymerase II-specific. NCBI's taxonomy places the organism in Eukaryota, Metazoa, Arthropoda, Insecta, Orthoptera, Acrididae. The record is from RefSeq and is a predicted model, not a curated record. Gene Ontology annotation, biological process: regulation of DNA-templated transcription; anatomical structure morphogenesis; cell differentiation.
AUGAGCAGCGGCCAGCAGCGAGGCGGCGCCGGUGCCGGGCCGCAGCACGCGCCCGACCACAUCAAGCGGCCCAUGAACGCCUUCAUGGUCUGGUCGCGCGGACAGCGCCGCAAGAUGGCGCAGGACAACCCCAAGAUGCACAACUCGGAGAUCUCGAAGCGGCUGGGCGCCGAGUGGAAGCUGCUCUCCGAGAUGGAGAAGCGGCCCUUCAUCGACGAGGCGAAGCGGCUCAGGACUAAGAAGACCUGUGCAGAUAUCAUCUGGUUUGCCACUGUAUUUGCUACCACCCAGGGAGCGACGCCAGCUGUACGGCGGGGCAGCGACGCGGACGCCGAUCCGACGGCAGCGACGGAGGCGGCGACAGCGGCGCCAGAUAGGGCCGGGCCGUCCUUUGUGGGGGCGGCGCACAACACGGGCGGCCACAAUGGCGGCGCUAAGACCGGCGCUUCGCCGCUUUGUGCCGCUGUUUUGUCGCGUCCCAUUAGCGCAGGUGAGCGGCCGGCGCACAAUGGCCGCUAUCUGGCGCCGCAGCCCGCCACCUUGCCCGCCCCGACAAUACUAAUUUUACGGCAUUGUAGGCGCCCGCUCGGCCGCGAGCGCCCAUUUGACGCCGCGAGCCGGACGCGUGCCCAGCUCACAGUUUGCGACAGCGGUCGCGCCCUCUCCGCCGUCCUGGCGCUGCCACGCGGCCUCUGA